This is a messenger RNA of Prunus armeniaca (apricot), 795 nucleotides long. Lineage: Eukaryota; Viridiplantae; Streptophyta; Magnoliopsida; Rosales; Rosaceae. The record is from the annotation of a GenBank genome assembly.
AUGUCUGGAUCUGGAGGUUCAAAAGUAAGAACUCCGAUCUUCUCCGAUGAGAACUAUGAGUUCUGGAGAAUCAAGAUGAUAACCAUCUUCAAGUCAUAUGGGUUGUGGGCUCUGGUGGAGAAAAGAAUUACGAUUCCAGAAUCGAAGAAGGAGAAGGCAGCUGAGGAAACAUCUACAGAGGAAGAUGAUGAGAAGAUGGCUGUGAUUCUUAUGAAGGAUGCAAAAGCUUUAGGGAUUAUUCAAAACUCUGUCUCUGAUCAGAUCUUCCCUCGCAUUGCUAAUGCUGAUUCAGCUAAAAUGGCAUGGAAUAUACUAUAUGGAGAAUAUCAUGGUGGUGACCAUGUCUGGUCUGUAAAGCUUCAAAACCUUAGACGUGAGUUUGAGUAUACUAUGCAUGAAAAUGAAUCUCUGUCUGUAUAUCUUACUCGUUUGAAUGAGCUGAUUAAUCAAAUGAAAACGUUUGGUGAAUUUCUAUCUAAUGAAAGGCUUGUUCAGAAGGUUCUAAUUAGCUUAAAUAAGGUUUAUGAUCCUAUUUGUCUGAUGAUUGAGAAUACAAAGAGUCUGGAAACAGUAGAUUUGCAGGAAGUCAUUGCCAUUCUAAAGAGUCAAGAGCAACGAUUUGAGCUGCAUAAUACUGAUACCGUUAAGAAGGCAUUUGCCUCAUUUUCCGUGAAUUCCAAAAGCCAGAACAAGGGAGGAUAUCAAUCUGGUCAGUCUAAGUCUCAGAAGAAUUGGAAUCCAAAAGGCAAACCGUGGGAAUCAAACUCCAAGCCUCAACACACCAAUUUUGCAUAG